Lytechinus variegatus (green sea urchin) is the source of this 1638-nucleotide messenger RNA. RefSeq names its product stimulated by retinoic acid gene 6 protein-like. Gene Ontology annotation, cellular component: plasma membrane. The transcript has 16 exons. Bases 1 to 1638 code for a protein of 545 amino acids. Gene Ontology annotation, molecular function: signaling receptor activity; retinol transmembrane transporter activity. Lineage: Eukaryota; Metazoa; Echinodermata; Echinoidea; Temnopleuroida; Toxopneustidae. Gene Ontology annotation, biological process: vitamin A import into cell. The record is from RefSeq and is a predicted model, not a curated record.
AUGGUUACGAGCAACGUCAUUUUGGAUCUUCUUCAACUGGAUUCGGGAAGUCAAGAAGCCCAACAAUUUCUGGUUCAAUAUUCAUCUACAGUUCGAUUUUUUCUAUGGGCCCUCAUCAAGUAUAUGUGCAUCGUCGUUGCAGGACUAGUCUUCUACCCUCUUCUUGUUUGCAUCACGUAUAGUAACUUCAUAACAGACGUCAUCGGACUCUUGUUUGCCUGCAACUGGUUUUCGAUGUAUAUAUUCAUUUACACAGUCUGUCCUGUUGGGUCCGUCAUCGGUCUAACAAACGGUCUGAGUUACGCCCCGGCUGUGGUAUCAAGUUCCGGAUUAUCCGCUUUUUUCAUCUGGCGGUUUGUUAAGCGAUUUAGAAAUACAUCGGUUUCACAGAGCAUCAGUCCUUCCAUGAGCGACGACGACUUCAAACAUACUCACUACUAUGAACGAGUCAAAUAUCUCUUAUUACCGGCGAUUACAUGGAAAAGGCAUAUGGAACCAAAGGGCAAAUUAAAGCAGUUAAUUCGUCUGAUAAAUCCCACCUUUCCUGGAUUUCGAUAUUCAACGCGAAUUAUCUGUACAGUUGGACUCUCUCUCAUUGUUCUUUAUCAGGUGAGCAUUAUUUAUAUAGCAAAUGUCCUUGUGAUCGUUCAGCAGAUAUUUCAAGCUUUAAUACUGGUAUCCAGUCCGUUGCAGGACAUUAUUGAGCUAUCGUUUAAUCUAUCGAGUUAUCCUGCCAUGUGUAUAUCGUUCUUCAAUUGUCUUCUCUUCUUGCGGAAUUACAGAGAAAACACAAGAGAAUUAUGGAAAGGAGACAGAUAUAAAUUCAGCAAUAAACCUACUCCACCGCAUUCUUUGCUUAUUUCAUGUUUGAGUUUCUCAAGUCUCAGCAUCGCUUAUACAUUCUGGGGUUUCCUCGUGUUGCAGAUAAUAUUGUGGAUAAUCAUGUUUGCUAUCGUCAUCAUCAUCAGAUUUAAUCUUAUUGUUGCACUGAUACAGCAAUAUUGGAUGUAUCUUUUUGGUAUCGUGUUAUUUAUGGUGAUCCAACAAAUUCUCGCCAGGUUUGUUUUUCUUCGUCGAAACACUAACGGUGCACUGGUUAUAAAUAACAGACACCUCUUCCACAUCAUCAUCCAUUUCUUCUUUUUCCUUAACAUCAUCGUCGGUCUCGUAGGAAGCCUUCUUCGCAUAAUCAAAGUCGCUGUCAUCAGCAUCCUACUCAUCGGCCGAGUCGACCUGUGUCUGGCGCCUCGUGACUUUGAAUGGGCAGAUAAAGGUUUUGGAGCAUACCGCUCAUUUCUUGAAUUGGAAGUCAGCCUCACUCAUCCUGUGGUCGUCACAUUCUGCCAUAUACUCAACCAGUCAAGAAGCAGAGCCGUAGUCGAACCAGACAACGAUGUCGAAAAACAUGAUAUAGUUGUUGGAUUUGAAGGGGACGUCGCUAUCAAAGAUAUUUCAGCUUCGCAAAGUACAAAAGACAGGGUAUAUUCAAGCAGACGAGUACGAAACCGUUGGCUCAAAGCUUUGACCAUGAUUCGAAACAAACGACUGGUGUACGAAAGACUACACGAGCUCUCAGAAAUCGGAGAUGAUAAUUUGAUCUUUACAAAUCCUCAACAUCUGACAGCAGCAAUAGCGUAG